Messenger RNA from Python bivittatus (Burmese python), 2802 nucleotides. It is a transcript of the gene PSMD5, whose product is annotated as proteasome 26S subunit, non-ATPase 5. Gene Ontology annotation, biological process: proteasome assembly. Lineage: Eukaryota; Metazoa; Chordata; Lepidosauria; Squamata; Pythonidae. The record is from RefSeq and is a predicted model, not a curated record. Gene Ontology annotation, cellular component: cytosol.
CGGCCCCUCCCCUUCCAAGAUGGCGGCGGGCGAGGUGGAGGCCGCGCUGGCGCUGCUGAGGCGGAUCGCUAGGCUGGAGGAGCCGCUGGAGGAGCUGCGGGCCCUGCGGGUGGCCGUGCAGGCCCUGCCCCCCGGCGCCCUCCGCGAGCGAGGCCCUGGCUUCCCCUUGGCUGGGCUCUUCGUCCUCAUGGCCCGCGGGGAUAGCAGUGAGCAGAUCUCUUUAUGCGCGUCUAUCUUGGAGAGAUUCCUGCAAGUCAUGGAUCCCUUGGAUGUAAUCCAAAACUUCGGGGAAGAACUUCAGAAGGGACUCUUCCACCCCGAUGAUUCAGUCAAAAUCCUAACCAUCUCCCAAGUUGGAAGAGUAGUUGAAGAUCCUGUCACUAUUAGAGAAAUCCUUAACACUCCUGAAUUAUUGAGGCAAAUUGUCUAUUGCAUUGCUGCAGAGAAAAUAGCCGUGGCAAAAGAGGCCAUCAAAUCACUAUCUAGGAUAGCGCAAACACCUGAGGGCUUGGAAGUUUUGCUGGCGGGGAACUUGCUGAUUGACUUAAAAAAUGUCAUGGCGAAGAGCGAUGUCAUACGUUAUCGCGUGUAUGAGCUAGUGGUCAGUAUUUCCUCGACAUCGGUGGAUUCUCUGAACUACUGCGUGAACAGCGGUUUAAUAUCAGAAAUGAUUGGAGAACUGACUGGAAAUGAUGUGCUCGUCAGAGCUACCUGCAUAGAGAUGGUGACCUCACUGGCCCACACUCAGCAUGGACGACAAUAUCUUGCCCAGCAAGGCAUCAUUGACAAGAUUUCCAAUAUAAUCAUUGGGGCUGACUCAGAUCCUUUCUCCGGCUUCUACCUGCCAGGUUUUGUUAAAUUUUUUGGCAACCUGGCGAUCGUGGACAGCCCCCAGCAAAUUUGUGAGCAGUAUCCUGCCUUUGUGGAGAAGGUGUUCAACAUGGCUGAAGGCCAAGACCCAACCUUGUUUGGCGUGGCAGUAGACACGAUUGGGAUCUUGGGGUCAAAUGUGGAGGGCAAGUUGGUGCUCCAGAAGACAGGGAGUCGGUUCCAUCAUGUGCUAAACAGAAUUGGGCAUCAAAUAAAGAACGCUCCAACUGAGAUGAGAAUCCGAUGUCUGGAUGCCGUUUCAUCUCUGCUGUACUUGCAACCUGACCAGCAGACAGAAGACCUUCUCCGGGUGACAGAAUCUUGGUUCUCCUCUCUGUCCAACGAGCCUUUGGUACUCUUCAGGAGCAUCAGCACUCAGCCAUUCCCUGAUCUCCACUGUGGUGCCUUGAGAGUCUUCACUGCCAUUGCUAAUCAACCUUGGGCCCAGCAGAAGCUGUUGGCCAGCCCUGGCUUUGUGGAAUACAUCGUGGACAGAUCAGUGGAACCAGACAAAGCUUCUAAGGAGGCCAAAUAUGAACUUGUCAAGGCCUUGGUUAACUCAAAGACCGCUGCAGAAAUAUUUGGAAAUCAGCAUUAUUUAAGACUGAGGGCUUACAUGCGCGAGGGGCCAUAUUACGUUAAGGCUGUCUCAACUACUGCUGUGGAAGGAGCUGAGUAACUUCAGAUGACAUAAUUUUUAGCUACUCUCCAGUAAUUCCAAGGGUAACUGAGGGUCCUGGACUUCUGGAAGGGGGUUGACCUGUUGGUUUGUAGGGAGGAAAAAGAAAGUGUGGAAGGAAUUAGCUUGGUAUGGCUUUCUUAUUUUUUGGCUUUGAAAUGGCAGGAAGUUGGGUUGAAGUAUGGAGAUCUUCUAGGUACUUUCCUGAUGGGAAGCAUGAAUGCCACCAUUUUACAGUACUUAAAAUCCACCCUCUGAGAGAAAGGUGGUUACCCUUAAGUGAGACUCCUUUGGAACAUAGAAAACACCAUUUUCCUAAGAUUGUGCUCAGAGUGACUCAUAGUUCAUCAGAUGAGCACCGAGUAUUGCCUUUCUGCAGUUCUAAAUGCCAUGAUAUAAAUAUUCAUCCGCACAACUUUAUGUAGGGAACAAAUAAGAUGAUCUAAUCCAGGUCCUUAAAAGCAAGUAGAAGAAAGAAUAAAGCCUCUCUCUCUCUCUCGCUCUCAUAAAAGGCUAAACACAUCUCCAUUUUACAAAGGAAGCAUUAUUAUCCACUCUUCUCUCAGCCUUCAUCUCUCUUCUCUUAGUCCAUCCUCCAGCUCUCAGUCUCAACCCCAGGAAAGGAAAAAUUAUGCUCCCUUCACUUCCCAGGGCCCCUUUAAUCCCAGCCAUCUCCUCAAAAGAACCUUCCAGUGCCUUCAAGGGUUAGUAAAUAUAUAUAUACAGACAAGAUACUUCUUCCAUGGUUCAGUUAGGACACAGCACUGUUACAUUUCUUAUACAUCAAGCUCUAAACAUGGUAUGGUUUUAAAUAGGUUGCAUAGAAAGUUCAACAUGAAGGACCAGAGUCCAAUAUGCAUAUUCCAGCUCAGCUUUAUGGGAGUUAAAUGCAUUGGUGGCUUACUACUUAACUAAUUUGGGAAGCAGGAAAGUAUCUCCAACAAUAGACGAGUCCGUGGUUGUAGUAAAGUUUGAGUAGUUUCCCUAUGUGCAAAAAUGUGUUUUUCUUCUGUUCUGCUUUGGAUUAAUUUAUAAAGUACCUCUUGAACUGAGACAGAGUCUGUUGGUAUUUGCAAUCUGAUUUUUGACCCCAUUUUCUUCAGACUACUGCCUUUUGUGUAUAUUUCGGCUUUGAAAUAUUCCUUUUUGAUACCUGUUGACUUCCCUUUGUCGUGCAUGUAAGCAUCAUGUAGAAUGACCCCUUUUAAAGAUGAAGUAAGAUUGUCAGAUUAAUUAAAUUUAUGUAAAACGUC